Acipenser ruthenus (sterlet) is the source of this 3641-nucleotide messenger RNA. RefSeq names its product endoplasmic reticulum-Golgi intermediate compartment protein 1. Lineage: Eukaryota; Metazoa; Chordata; Actinopteri; Acipenseriformes; Acipenseridae. The transcript is spliced from 10 exons. The coding region runs from base 132 to 1004 and encodes 290 amino acids. Gene Ontology annotation, cellular component: endoplasmic reticulum membrane; Golgi membrane; COPII-coated ER to Golgi transport vesicle. The record is from RefSeq and is a predicted model, not a curated record. Gene Ontology annotation, biological process: endoplasmic reticulum to Golgi vesicle-mediated transport; retrograde vesicle-mediated transport, Golgi to endoplasmic reticulum.
GUCCUAAGCUGACGUCACCCCCGGUGUACUCAACCGGCAGGAUUGAAGAGAGAAUUAGAGUUGCGGUCACUUUAAUGUUGCUGUCUGAGUGACUUUAGUACUCUCCGGUUGGCACAAAUACAACAAACGCCAUGACUUUCGAUGUGAGGAGGCUUGACGUCUACAGGAAGGUGCCUAAAGACCUGACCCAGCCAACCUACACUGGAGCCUUCAUUUCCAUUUGCUGUUGCCUUUUCAUGCUCUUUCUCUUCCUGUCCGAGCUCACUGGGUUUAUAGCCACAGAACUAGUAAAUGAACUUUAUGUGGAUGACCCAGAUAAGGACAGUGGAGGGAAGAUCGAUGUGAGUUUAAACAUCAGUUUGCCCAACUUGAACUGUGAUCUCGUCGGGUUAGAUAUUCAGGAUGAGAUGGGCAGACACGAGGUGGGUCACAUCGACAACUCCAUGAAGAUCCCUCUCAACAACGGCUAUGGCUGCAGGUUCGAAGGGAAGUUCAGUGUAAACAAGGUACCAGGUAACUUCCACGUAUCGACCCACAGCGCCACGGCUCAGCCACAGAACCCUGACAUGACCCACGUCAUUCACAAACUCACCUUUGGAGAGAAACUGCAGGUGCACACUAUUCAUGGAGCCUUCAAUGCCUUAGCAGGAUCCGACAGACUGGCAUCCAACCCACUUGCAUCCCACGACUACAUCUUAAAGAUAGUGCCCACUGUGUAUGAAGACAUGGCCGGCAAACACAGGUUCUCUUAUCAGUACACAGUGGCCAAUAAGGAAUACGUGGCCUACAGUCACACAGGCCGCAUCAUCCCGGCUAUCUGGUUCCGCUAUGACCUGAGCCCCAUCACUGUGAAGUACACAGAGAGACGGCAGCCGCUGUACCGCUUCAUCACCACGAUCUGUGCCAUCAUUGGAGGCACCUUCACUGUGGCCGGCAUUAUCGACUCCUGCAUCUUCACUGCCUCUGAGGCCUGGAAGAAGAUCCAACUCGGAAAAAUGUCAUGAGCAUGCAGCGCCACACCUGUCCUGCAGGGGGCAGGAGAGGCCCACAAACUCAUCACAGAGAGAUUCAUUUUUAUUAUUUAUGCGUCAUGGGGACCGAAACGCACCAGUUUCCAAAACAUGUACAAUUCAAUUUUCUAUUCCCAAUGCAAAAAAAAAAAAGAUUAAUAGAAGUGUUUUUUUGUUUUUGUUUUGUUUUUUAAAGUCCAUUGUAUCUUCAGUGUGUUUCAAUGUCAGUCUCUCAGAGUUUGCAGAAAUAGGUCCCAGCUCACCCUCAACUCACUUGCAGAAGCCAUUUUGAACAGGUCAAGAGGUCCGGGAAAGAAGCCAACUGCAGAAAAAUAUCCAACAGCCUGCCUCUGUGUUUGGAGACCAGGAGCGAGCUGCAUGUACAGGGCUUGGACAAAACAUUGGAAACACCUUGCGAUAUGUAGCACACCCCUAAAGUAUUGAUUGUAUACGCUGUUCAGAAAAAAAAUCAAUUUGGCUUCAAAUCUCACCCCCCAGCUUCCCUGAAAAAAAAAGGAAUCCUGGAAAAAUGGCCAUGUGCUUCCUCCAAAGCAGCUGAAAUACUCCCUCGUGUUAAAGCAGUGGUGUCCUGGGAGCCCAUGGUAUGUGUUUUCUAAUUUGUAGUCCAACCCCUGUAAUGUCCUGCAUCGUGGCAGCAUGGAGGAUUCAUGGCAUUCCCAGCAGAAAUGCUACUAAUGCUGUUUCCACAUACCUUGAACAAAACUAUUUGGGUGUCAACUAAUCCUGUUCCAAUUAUAGGUUGACAUUAAAUUGUUUUUCAAGUGUUUGGACUUGGUAUCCAUGGAGGUGCAAGUGGAAAAAGUCAUGAACUUUGUUGCUUUUUGUGGAAGGAGGUGUGGUCAUAGGUUUUAGAGGACAUGUACUGCUGGGUGGACACCCAUACACAGUCCCCAGAAGACAUGCUCUGGAAUUGAACGUCGUGAGGGAGGGAGGGAGGGAGGGAGGCUAACUCUUCUCGUGUUUCCAUCAAGGUGUUUCGUAUGUUGUCCGCUUGGGAGAAGAUCAACGGGAGAGACAGGAGUCAUUCUUUUCUUUUUAUUUUUUUUUUAAUCAGAGUUUUGUGUUCAAAAGCAAGGACCUACUGUCCGAUCAGCAUCUAAAAUCAGAAACCCUCAAAUGCUGAGAGCUUGUUGUAAUGAAGUGUUAAUCCCACUCUGUAUAAGCGGGGGAAUUCAGUUUGGUGGUGCCUUCCAUUGAAUGACAAACUCCUUGUGUUUAUCAGCACGAGUGUGCCAACAACUGUAUUUCAGUUUGGAGGUUUGUGGAUGGGGAACCCCUGAGAUUUUUUUUUUCCCCAACCACUGGCCUGUCUCUCACACACACACACUCACUCACUCACUCACUCUCUCGCAGCCUCAUUUGUCAGCUAUCAUGGCAUCUAUUAGAAGAUCAUUUGUAUCUUGCAUAUUAAGCUGCUGUUCACUAUGUGGACCCUGUGAAGCAGCAUGGCUGCAACCCAUUAGAAACGGGGUGGGACCCCCCUAACUGCAACAUACAUACAUACAUACAUACAUACGCCAGCAUACACCAUGGGACAGGAAAGUGUGAGGAACUAUAAUAUUUAAUGUUUGUGGGCAUAUAAAGGGUAUUCUAGUAUGUAGUUAUGAAUGCACCAUACCAAUUUAUUUAGAGGGGGCUAGUGCCCUCAUUUAUAUAGCUAGAGAUCUCAAGCAUUCCUUGCCAAAGUCUUCAUGUAAACGCUAUGCAGCACAUGCAUUGUAAAACCUUCUCGGGCCCUUUUUCAAAGCUGAAUGCCACUGCUGUAAUACACACUACAGCUACGGAAGGUACAGUUUGUGGAGCCCCAGCAGACUUUACUUUGGCAGUGUUUAAAAGGUCACCAUGAAGAAUAGCCUGGUCUGCUUUUGUCUUGGUCGUUGUGUGCAAGUUGAAUGCUGCUCUUGAAACCAUGUUGAUUUACCAGGGAUAUAUAGACCCAGAACCAGCUGCCUAUAUGUGUGAGCAGAAUUUCAUUAGAAGUGUUAAAAGGAAUUGAAAUGCAGUUUGGAGGAGCCGGGCUGAUGUACUAAUCGAGCACUCAUGUUGGCUGAUUUCUCUCUGACUCGCUCUUCUGACUUCGCUUCCAAGAUCAGUACAGGUUUCAGUUCCUACCUAUACUGUAGAACAAGCGAGAUGGCCUUAGACUUGAAAUAACAAGACGUGAGUCAUCCCUCUUGCCAGCUCAGUUGAGUUAUUUACACAGAUUGUAACACUGCGCAACCCUACAGCUUUGCGACUGUUUUUACAGUUUAACUGGAGUCUCUCCUCUCGCUGUUGAUCAAAGCGAGCACACGAAUUCCGCACCAACGCAGUUGUAAAGAAAAUAUGAAGGACAUGUUAUGAACUGAUGGCCCCUUGCCCCUUUUCUCCCCAUUUCAACUGCUUUGCUACUGAAGUUAUUUUUAUAUAUAGAAGGAACAGUUUGUUUUUUUUUCUCUGAGGUUUGUACUACAAAUAAAUCUAAUGUACUCCACUGUGUUGCUCUGCUGACUCGCUCAGCUGCAAUCUGACUGCAUUGUCUUGAUACCUGGAGUUUUUGUAAUUCUGUUAUAAAUGUGUCUUCUGUGUUUGUGAGGGUAGGGGGGAAAAAAGAAUCAUUUUGAACUGGUA